ACAUGAUAAACCAAAGGUGAUUGGUGUUUUUAAUUCUAAAAACACCGGAAGAUUUGAUCUGAUAAAUCAACGAUUGAAACGAAAGUCAGGAUAUUUAAUACGUUUCACAGGUUUUGAUAAAUUUGAAAAUAAGCUUUCUUCUUUAAAAGAUUUGCGUGGACGAGAAGGCGAUGAGUUUACUAUAUUUGGUUUACUUACUUGCUCCGAAGGAAAAUAUCAACUCGAAGAUAGGGAUUGGCAAAUUUGA
Scutellospora calospora is the source of this 247-nucleotide messenger RNA. Lineage: Eukaryota; Fungi; Glomeromycota; Glomeromycetes; Diversisporales; Gigasporaceae. The record is from the annotation of a GenBank genome assembly.